AUGUGGCUGUUUCUCUUCUUCACUUCGGUGCUUGCCUUUAACAACCCCCCUGGUGUGGAUAUCUGGUGCGGCAAAGCAUAUCGGUCCAGCAACGCUUCAUUCAAUCCUGGCGGAUGGUUUGAAUAUCCGCCUGUAUCGACUACUCCCCUGUUGGACCUCCGUGUUCAACCGCGGAUGAGUCUGUAUCUCGACAGCGACAAGACAGGGAGUCUCCUGAUUGAUGCGUCGGUGUCGGAACGAAUUGGAUCUGCGUUGCCUGUUGGAAAUGGGACAUCGCAGAAUCUAUCAUUCACCGUCUCUGGAGAGUCUGGAGAGUUCCUUCAAGGAGAAGUUCCCCUCGGAUCGACAGAUAACGAAUAUGAUAUUUCCCUCGACGCCUUCCCACCACGCAUGACGCCAUACAAUCUCACACUGACAGCUUCUAUCGACGGAUACAUCUAUAACACUUCUACAGAGCUGCUUCGUCUCCCUGCCCCAGAGGGAAGCGCUGUUCGACUCGACAGACUGUACGGGGGAUUGUCUUCCGUCCGCGACAAUCGUACCGAGUGGACAACUCUCUUCCCCUACACGUAUUACGUGCAGUGGAGUCUAUACUGGGAUAGUAAUGUGUCGACGUUGAACGAAUUCGCAGCCAUGGGAUACAAUGUGAUCCAUAUCGUGCCUACUGGGACGCUAGGGGAUACUCCGUUCCCCUGGGACGACUUCGACCGGUACCUCCAACGAGCAGAUGAACUAGGGCUGUGGCUUCAGUACGACGUGCGAUGGACAGAUACAAACUCCACCAUGAUGAUCGAGCAGGUGGAGCGGCUGCGAGAUCAUCCGAGUAUCCUGAGCUGGUAUUCAGCCGACGAGCCAGACGGACAGUCUGAUCCGAUCAACUCGACGAAACUCUCCUACGAGACCAUCAAGAGUCUCGAUCUGUACCAUCCCGUCUCGCUGGUUUUGAACUGCGCCAAUUUCUAUUAUGCGGAUUACGCGGCUGGCGCUGAUAUCGUCAUGUCGGAUGUGUAUCCCAUUGCAACCAACACGAGCUGGUCGACCGUGUACGACACCCCGUGCAACGCGACGUACGGCUGUUGCGGAUGCGACGAUUGUCAGGGCGAGUUUGCAGAUAUCUCCAACCGACUUGAUAGUUUCCACGAGUUCGAUCACUUCCUGCAGUGGAAGAAACCCCACUGGGGAGCUCCGCAGGCGUUUGGCAACGAGACUUUCUGGACCCGGUAUCCCACUGCGGCCGAGGAGGCGGUCAUGAAUCUCUUGAGUGUCAACCACGGUGCCAAGGGGAUCGUCAUGUGGGAUUUUCCUACCUCUGACGAGAUCUUAGCCGUGACAGAUCAACUGGCGAGAGUGUUGACGGCAGAUGAUGUGGUUCAGUAUGUCCUGGGAUCGCCAUUGACGAAUCUUCCGGUGGACGCUGGGAAGAUUGAUGCGGCAACGUGGACGAGAGGGAAGGAAAUGCUGAUCAGCGUGGUCAACCUGGAGUAUAACAGCGUGGCAGAUGUCGUUCUCCGGCUGCCAGUCCAAGUUCACUCCAUCGGACAAUCGUUCUGGGGAGACGCCAAAUGGAAGAUCCAGGGAGAUGCGCUAGUGGUGGAUGUUUUGUCUGCUUUGGAGGUAUCGUUAUUCGAGGUGACUUUGCUAUAG
This is a messenger RNA of Penicilliopsis zonata CBS 506.65, 1644 nucleotides long. RefSeq lists its product as hypothetical. The record is from RefSeq and is a predicted model, not a curated record. The transcript has 2 exons. Bases 1 to 1644 code for a protein of 547 amino acids. NCBI's taxonomy places the organism in Eukaryota, Fungi, Ascomycota, Eurotiomycetes, Eurotiales, Aspergillaceae.